GCCACGCGAGGAUAAAGUAAGUUACAUUCAUUCAUAAACACUUACGUGCUCAAUAACAGACAGUGUUGGUUAACCACAACAACAGCAAUGUUGGUAUUGCGACAACAACAAUGUUGGUAUUGCGGAGUCUAGUCGUCUUUCUUUCUGUUCAAAGCUUAGCUGCGACAAGAAACAAGCUUCUAUUAAUAAGCUUUGAUGGCUUUAGCCCGGUGUUCGCAGAACGAGUUGACACACAAGCAUUUAGUUAUCUAAACACAAAUGGUGUGCGGGCAAAGUUCGUUAAAACAGCCUUUCCCACUUUGACUACUCCAAGCCAUGUAACAAUAGCCACAGGUCUAUAUUCCGAAUCGCACGGGGUUGUACACAAUCUAAAGUUUAAUCGGAGCCACAGUGGAACGAAUGAGACGUUUUACACGACGCUUACUGAGAACGACUGGUGGGACAAUGGCGCAGAACCAAUAUGGAUCACUGCUGUUAAACAGGGCUUACGAAGCGGCGGUUACCGGUUUCCUGGGAGUUACGCAACCUAUGACGGGUUCCGGGCAACCAAGAGCAUACUAGAUAAAGAAGAAGAGUUUAGUGAAGAUGAAUGGAGGAUGAGAGUUGAUGGGGUGAUGAGUUGGUUUGUGAAGGAUCAAAUGGAUGUAGUGGCUUUGUAUUUUGAAUAUCCUGAUUUGACUUGUCAUGAACUUGGAAUGGAUUCGGAAGUCGUAACGAAACAAACCAUUCCUCUCAUCAACCGUACAAUACUAUAUCUUCUGGACAAAGUUAAACAAAACGGAUUGAUUGACAAUUUAAACAUCAUAAUUACAAGUGAUCAUGGGUUUGAAAAUGUGGAUCAAUCAGUCACGGAAGAGGACGUGAUUUCGCUCUCUCGCUACGUAGACGAAUCUCUUAUUUCUUUUCGCCUGGUGGAGCCAUUUUCACCCCUUGCACUUAUUGACCCUGUACCAGGGCAACUGGAACGUGUAUAUAACGCGCUUAAAGAUGCACACCCAAAAAUGGAUGUUUACAAGAAAAGCGAGCUUUCAGAGAGGUUGCAUUUUAAAAACAAUGAUCGAAUUCCAUCCAUUAUAAUCUUAGCUCACCCUGGACAUGAAAUCUAUUGGAAAUAUCCCGGCUAUCAUAAGUACAAGGCAGACCACGGGUUUGAUAAUGCAUUGGAAAGUAUGAACGCGAUUUACUACAGCAUUGGACCUUCGUUCAAGAAAAAUUACGUUGUUGAAGGAUUUGAGUCUGUUCAUAUUUACCCACUUAUGUGUCAUCUACUUGGCAUAGAGCCAGCAGUCAAUAAUGGAUCGUUAGAUGUACUGCGGGAGACUCUGGUUCACGAAGCUAAAUUUGACAAAACUCUAUGGAAAGAACAGAUACUUGUAUUAAGUGCAUUUUUUCUUUUAGUAGUGGGCUGUUUAAAUUAUAUUGGAAGAAAAAAGCCCAAACUAUUGUAAUGUUUUCAAAAACAGAUUUUUUUUACCUCAUAUGUACUCAAUAAUGCCCAGGACAUAACACUGCUUUAUGUUUACAAAAUAUGCUGAUUCAGUUAAGUAUCCGGUAUGUCAGGUACGUGUUCGGCUAAACUGUGAGUUCGUUUCUUGUACAUGUACAUCCGUUGAUUUAUGAUGAACGCCUUUAUUUAAAUUGCUUUUAGUUAUAUACAAAAGCAGAGUGCUGUUAAAUGCCUUUCUAUAUUAUUUUAGAAUACCUAUAUUGUAAUAUUAGUGUGGCGUAACACAUUUGCAUUAUUCAGAUUGCAAUAAAUAUAAGCUCAAUAACCGACGACAAUAUAAA
Messenger RNA from Ciona intestinalis (vase tunicate), 1788 nucleotides. Lineage: Eukaryota; Metazoa; Chordata; Ascidiacea; Phlebobranchia; Cionidae. The record is from RefSeq and is a predicted model, not a curated record.